AUGUCAUCAAAAACCCUUGAAGAUAAAUUAUCCGGUAAAUUAAUUAUAAAAGCUCAACUAGGUGAUGAUAUUCGAAAAAUAAUGAUACAUAACGAAGAAUUAACACUUGAUGAAUUAUCUCUAAUGAUGGAGCGUGUUUUUGAGAGAAAAAUUAAUUCAACAGACGAGUUAAUAAUUAAAUAUUUGGACGAUGAUGGCGAUAAAAUAACAUUGUCAAAUGACAGUGAUCUGACAGUGGCACUACAUUUUCAUCAAAUAUUGAGAUUAUAUUUGUAUAUUGAUGGUUAUGAGACAUCAGCAAAGGAGACAUCGAUCGAUAUAAAAACAUUUCGUCAUGAAUUGCAGCAAAUAAGAAAUUCUGUACAAACAAUCCUGGAUCGUUUACAAGUACCAGCAGCAUCAUUAGCAACAACAACAGCAGCAAACGAAAAACCAGUUGAUGUAUCAACAGCUGAAAUUCACGAGAAGCCCUUACAACAAACUACACAAGUUCAAAAAGAAUUUGAUCCAUACAAACAACAACAAAGAUCAGCAACACCUGAUAGUAUCAGAUCAAAAUCAUCAUUAUCAACUAGAAUGGCAAAUAACGAAGUACAAAAAGUAUUUCAGAUGGAUGGUCAACAAACUGAAAAUGCUGGUGAAUUGAAUAAACAGUUUGUUCAACCACCACUGUCACAAAACGCAUAUGAUCAAACGAAACCGCCAUCGACACAAAUGCCCUCAUUACCACCAACGGCUAAACUUAAUGCACCUACGGCCCAAUAUCCUCCAAAUCAGUUUUCACCAUCAAAUGUUCCACCAAUGCAUGGUGUACCUCAACCAUUUUUGGGACAGUCGCAAAUACCUCAGCAGCAAAAUCCACAAGUAUCAUCAACAGUGCCACCUCCUCCCGUUCAUUCGUACUACCAUCAGCAACAGCAGCAACAACAACAACAACAACAACAACAGCGACUCCCACCUAAUUACAUUCCACAGCACCCGACGCAGUCAAAUGAUCCCGCAUUUCGCACAACACCGCCAACACAACAAACGUCUUCCGCGUCACCUAAUUAUCAGCCCAAUUAUCAGCAAACUGCAUCAUCAACAC
Didymodactylos carnosus is the source of this 1087-nucleotide messenger RNA. The record is from the annotation of a GenBank genome assembly. NCBI's taxonomy places the organism in Eukaryota, Metazoa, Rotifera, Eurotatoria, Philodinida, Philodinidae.